UAGUUCUGCAUGCACAGAAAAAGUGGAUUUCUCCAGUUUCCAAAAUCUCUUGCACGUUUACCUACUAAAGAGAAGUCUAAUAGGUAGUAGGUUUUUGUGUAUAUAUGGUGAUAGAAGCUUGGAAACUCCCACACUUCAAGUAAGAAAGGGCGAACAGUAAAUCGGAAAGUUGGAAGAAAAAAUGGCUAGUUUCUCACAAGUCGCCAAAGCAUGCAGGUCACUGAAAUUUCUUGUCGUUGAGGACCCUGUCGAAAGAUUCGCGAUAAAGCGAAGGAUGAAGCAGAGAUCCAAGCAACUCCGAAUGAGGUCGAGAACGAAGAAACAGCGGAUUACCAGGUUAUGCAGUGAGUGGGCUUUACAUGCAAUCAACAAUGUUGCAUGCGGCUGGGAAAGGGGGAGUAAGAUUAAGAACAUAUCAAUGGUGUGGCAGAAUGAGAUGAUUGGAAUAAAAUGGUCGGGGAAGCAUCAGGAAAUUAGGGCUGGUUUGGGUUUUGCUUUAUUGGAAGACGUUCAAUUUGUGGCUGAUGUUAUGGGAAGUGUGGGACUGCAGAUAAAUCCGAGAAUGGUUGAGAUAUCCAAUUCAGUGUAUCUUGGUAGAAUCGUCUUUGAAAGUGAAAGUGACUGGAUUAUAUGGGCAGAUUUGGUGAAGAAGCUUAAAACAAUGGUUUAGGUGUUGAUGGCUAGACUGGAUGAAGUGGUUUUGCAGUUUGGAAGAGCAGCAGUUUGUUUUGAAUGAUGUUGUUGGGUUCUUUUGUUUUAAAUCUAUCAAGUUUAAUGUAAUGUUUGGAACCUUUUUUAUGUUAUAUUGAUAUUCUGUAUUUGAAUUUUAACAGAACAUGGUUUGAUAAC
Molecule: messenger RNA, 849 nt
Organism: Vicia villosa (hairy vetch)
Lineage: Eukaryota; Viridiplantae; Streptophyta; Magnoliopsida; Fabales; Fabaceae
Exons: 4
Coding region: 182-670 (162 amino acids)
Source: RefSeq, a predicted model, not a curated record